Sinocyclocheilus anshuiensis is the source of this 1811-nucleotide messenger RNA. Its product is annotated as solute carrier family 2, facilitated glucose transporter member 9-like. The transcript has 11 exons. NCBI's taxonomy places the organism in Eukaryota, Metazoa, Chordata, Actinopteri, Cypriniformes, Cyprinidae. Gene Ontology annotation, biological process: dehydroascorbic acid transport. Bases 1 to 1557 code for a protein of 518 amino acids. The record is from RefSeq and is a predicted model, not a curated record. Gene Ontology annotation, molecular function: D-glucose transmembrane transporter activity. Gene Ontology annotation, cellular component: plasma membrane.
AUGGUUGUCUGUCACUUGUUUCUCCAGCAUCUAACCUCAUCCCUGUUGGCAGUAGCAUUCCUCUCUUCCUUCAGGAGCUCCAUGCUGUAUGGUUAUAACCUGGCUGUUGUUAAUUCUCCUGCAGAGUACAUAAAGGACUUUUAUAACCAAACCAUUGUGAGGCGGAAUGGGUCAGGAGUGGAUGAAGAGACUCUCACGCUUAUAUAUUCAGUCACUGUGUCUAUAUUUGCCAUUGGAGGCCUGGUGGGUUCUCUCACAGUGGGAAUGCAGGUUACCAGAUUUGGGAUAAGAGGGACACUGGUACACAGCACAGUUCUGGUGUUUAUAGCUGGAGGGCGGAUGGGCUUCAGCCGAUUAUGUGGAUCUCCAGAGAUGAUCAUCAUUGGGCGCUUCAUUAUAGGGAUACGUUCAGGGAUUUCUCUCAGCGUAGUGCCCAUGUAUCUGGGAGAAAUUGCUCCGAAGAAUUUCCGAGGCUUCCUAGGACUUGUGCCCAGCAUCUUCAUCUGUAUUGGAGUGUUUAUUGCUCAGAUUCUGGGACUCCAUGAGAUCUUGGGCAAGGAAGAGCACUGGCCUCUGUUCCUCUCUCUAGUUGUGGUGCCAACAUUCAUACAACUCUUGUUGUUGCCAUGGUUCCCAGAGAGUCCGAGAUAUCUGUUGAUGGAAAAGCGGAACAUUCAUGCCACUAUCACAGCACUGAAGUGGUACCGUGCCAAGUGUAACAUUCAGGCUGAGGUGGAGGAGAUGCAGGAAGAGCAGCGCUCUUUGUCCUCAAUAGAGACUGUCUCAGUAUUGCAGCUCUUCAGUGAUCCGUCUGUUCGCAGGCAGAUUGUUACAGUCCUUGUGGUCAACGCUGGGAUGCAGCUGUCUGGAAUCAAUGCGAUCUGGUUCUACACCAAUGCCAUCUUUGAGAAUGCGGGCAUUCCUGCUCAUCAGAUUCAGUACACAACCACAACCGUGGGCACUGGAGCCAUAGAGGUCAUCGCUGGACUCAUAGGGUGCUUUACUAUUGAGCGCGUGGGUAGGAGGCCUCUGAUGAUUGGUGGCUUCAGCUUUAUGGGCAUCUGCUGUGCUGGAAUCACUUUCUCCCUACUAUUACAGGGUCAUGUAUCCUUUAUGCGCUAUGUUAGUGUGGCCUGUGUGGUUGGAAUCAUCGCUGGAUUCUGCAUAGGGCCUGCUGGUGUCCCGUUCCUCAUGACAGGAGAGCUCUUUAAACAAUCCCAUCGACCUUCUGCCUACAUUGUAGGAGGAUUUGUCAACUGGAUAUCAAACUUCACUGUGGGAUUUGUCUUUCCAUUUCUUCAGAUGUCAGCUGGUGCAUUCUGUUAUCUGGUGUUCUGUGGUGUUUGUGUCGGGGUGGCAGCCUACGUUUUCUUCAUCAUCCCUGAAACAAAGAACAAACCCUUUGUGGAGAUCAGUCAGAUGUUCGCGUCAAGAAAUGCUUGUGAGAUUGAAAACCAGCCGCUGGGAACCACUGACCAACUCAGGCUCAAAAAAAUGAAUGGGUAUGGCGCACUGGUGCCUGGAGAUGUGGAAAAAAAGGACAGGACAGAGAAAUAGUGGUGAAGAAAGAAGGCAGUAUUGUUUGUAUGUCAAAUCUGCACAUUAGAUGCCAUAUUUUGAGAGUUUAAAAACUCUCCUGUUCAUUUUAAGAUGUAAUUAAUUGCAUUCUUCUCAAGAAAGCUUGCAGCACAUUGAAAUUUGAACUGCUUCAACUUUGGUUUGUUCCUCAUUCAAAGCUUGCGUAUGCCUUCAGAAGGCUAAGAAUAUAGAGCACAGGUCAUAUGGACUACAGUACAGUUCAAAAAAUUGGG